Messenger RNA from Bursaphelenchus okinawaensis, 698 nucleotides. The record is from the annotation of a GenBank genome assembly. Lineage: Eukaryota; Metazoa; Nematoda; Chromadorea; Rhabditida; Aphelenchoididae.
AUGGGAGAAAGAAAAGGUAGAAGACUUGUGGUUUGCGUCGAAAAAACUUAUUUCUGUUGAGAUAACACAGCGUUGUGGGGUUUUAUUACAAACUUUGUCAAGAAGUUGUUUACUUUUAAAAGCUUUUGGGGUUGAAGUUGAUAAAAGCUAUUGUUUCAGCGGGUAUGGGCUUUAAAGGGCUUGUGAAAUUAAAUCAAAAUUAUGGCAAAAUCUUAGGGUAGAGUAGGGUAGACUUGGGUAAGGCACGGUAGAGUAAGGUAGAGUAGAGUAAGGUAGAAUAGGGUAAAGUAGGGUAGGGUAGAGCAGGAUAGAGCAGUGAAGAACAUAGAGUACAACACCACAGGGCAGGGUAGGGUAGAAUCGGGAUGGUAAAGGCAAGGCAUUGUAUGUUACGAUAGAAUAAGGCAAGGAAGGGUAGAACUUGGCAGGGUUGAGCAGGGCAGGGCUACACAGGAGAGAACAGAGCAAGUCAAGGUAAGGCACAGACAGGCAAGGCAAGCCAAUCCAAGCCAAGUCAAGCCAACUUAAGCCAAGCCAAGGCGAGACAAGCCAAGCCAAGGCGAGCCAAGCCAAGCCAAGCCAAGCCAAGCCAAGUCAAGCCAAGCCAAGCCAAGCCAAGCCAAGCCAAGCCAAGCCAAGCCAAGCCAAGCCAAGCCAAGCCAAGCCAAUCCAAUCCAAGUCAAGCUAAGCCAAGCUAA